This is a messenger RNA of Triticum dicoccoides, 1802 nucleotides long. RefSeq lists its product as uncharacterized. The record is from RefSeq and is a predicted model, not a curated record. The coding region runs from base 737 to 1519 and encodes 260 amino acids. NCBI's taxonomy places the organism in Eukaryota, Viridiplantae, Streptophyta, Magnoliopsida, Poales, Poaceae. The transcript has 9 exons.
GGCCUCAAGCUCGGAGUUCUUAUCUGAAAACCAAAAAAUGUUCAUUUCAGAGAUUCAGAAAUUUUUUAAGGCUGACCAAAACUUCUAUGUCAGGAAGGUCAAAGCUGCGUUGAAGAGCUACUCCCAGAAACAAGGGCCCAAGCGUGUUUGGAUGGAAAUCCUGGGACCGUGCCUAUCCAUGGCGGCGACAAAGACGGCGGCCAGAUCUGGACUGCUCCCUGCUACGAGGAAGGAAGUGCCGCCGCUCCGUCUCCGGGUGGUGGCUGCUUUCAGUCCAGAGGAAGAAGGAAGGGUCGCUGCGGUUGCUCCCGGCGUCUUAGUUGAAAAGGCAAAUAACCUACCCCCUCUCCAAAUUUUCUUCUUCGAGUAAUCACUUUUCCAAUUUUUUAGGAUGCAAUUGCUUCAUGUACACAGCCUAUUUUGUGAUUGAUUAGUGAGAGUGCCUGGUAGCUUCAUGUACCGUGACCUAUUUUGCUUCUCCGUCGCGUGAUUGUCGCCACUUCUUUCUCUAAAUGCGAGGUCGUUUAUUCUUUAGAGGAAAUAGUCAAACAGAUGCGGUGUUGGGGCGGUGCUGAUCAAUGAGGAGCUACAUGGUGUGAGACACGCAGCACACACAUGUCCUGCAAGUGGCCGGACCUAUGCGUAUCGGUCGACAAUGAGGAAAUAGUCAAACAGAUGCGGUGUUGGGGCGGUGCCGAUCAAUGAGGAGCUACAUUGUGAGACAAGCAGCACACAUAUGUCCUGCAAGUGGCCGGACCUAGGCGUAUCGGUCGACAAUGGUACUUCACUAGAGAGGAGCGAUCUGCAAGAGUUGGCUGCUAUGUAUAUAUAUGUUACGGGCCAGCGCACAGAUUUUUUGCCGUCGAGAUCAACUUCCUACACACAAGUGAAUUACUUCUGGAGUUCAAUUGUUACUACAUUGAAGAGAAAUACGAUAGCAUCUAAUAAUCCACUAAGGCACACUUUGUUGUGGGGUUACGGCUACAAGGGGAUGCUUCAUCAGAGAUCAGGGUUGUUGGUACAAAAUAUGAGUGCGGUCAAGGGUGGAACUGCUGAUCUUUUUAAGAAAAAGGGCAAAUUUGAAUACUCUCUCAUCACCUUUUGGGCAACACGUGAGGGAUCAAAUUCUGCUGCCACAGAUCCAGUACUGUUCUUCGCUGAAUGCAGCAAUGAUGAUGAAGAUGACAAGGAAACACCUCCCCUGUGCGUCCCAGUAUUUAGUUCUUGGAUAUCUGAUGUUCGUUGCUUCCACUGUGAGUUUCUAGGGAAAAAAAUUGUUCACCCAUAUCAUGAAUCAUAUUAUGGGCGUUACGAGGACUUUGUUGGAAUGGCUCAUGGAGACCAUAGCAUUUGUAAUGAAGAAAUUAUCAGUGCAUGCGACUUCCAUGCUGAUAUGAUGUGCACAUUAAAAGAGGAUUGGAUCUUUUUUUAUCCCAACAUGGAUGCUAUGAUUGCUCGAGCGAAUCCCAUUAAGAAUUGGGCUACGGAGAUGCUGAAAUGGGAGAACAGAAUCUUUUGACAGUCAUGCUCGAUCUUUUUUUUUCUGAGAUAGAUCAGAUGGACUCUUGAAAUUGAGAUUCUUGAAGAGCUUUCCUGGGAGCACGCGUACAAGCUUAGUUAACAUUUGCUCGAACUGUUUAUUAUAUUCUUCCGUUGAAGUGUAUCUCAACUUCUUAAGUGUGGUGUUAGUUUGUCAACCAUGAUGCAAAUUAUCCUUGAUGCUACUCGAGUAUGUGGAUAUCUAAUGUCAGGUUUCCAUGUGGGCACUUCAUCACAAAGCUAUACAGAACAACAACAAUUUA